Molecule: messenger RNA, 2333 nt
Organism: Rattus norvegicus (Norway rat)
Lineage: Eukaryota; Metazoa; Chordata; Mammalia; Rodentia; Muridae
Gene: Tmem143
Product: transmembrane protein 143
Source: RefSeq, a predicted model, not a curated record
GGCUACUAAAUGGUUUCAAAAACCCAGGCUGUGCGCAUGCGUCUUAUUAUUUGCUGAAGCCAAUCCUCUGGCCCAGAACCUCUUUUUGCACAUGCGCAGAAGGCUCAAUGACAGUCGCGCGCUGGCUAAGGCUCUGGGAAAAGGGGCAGGCCAUGUUGCAUGUGACCUGGGGGUCCAGGGUCCGAGUAUGGUCCCUGGUGCCUGCUCUCCUCGGGACUCCCCGGGCUCUGUCGUCCCUGGAGAACAGGAUGGGGGCGUACCGCAAGAUGUGGAACCCCAAGGAGCCCUGCAACUGGGCCCAGCAGUACCGCGAGCGCUUCAUUCCAUUCUCCAGGGAGCAGCUGCUCCGCCUCCUGAUACAGGAGUUCCACUCCAGCCCAGCAGAGAGAGCAGCUUUGGAGGCAUUCUCAGCUCAUGUGGACUUCUGUACCCUGUCUCACUACCAUCAGCUCCUGGCCAGGCUGCAGGCCUUGUAUGACCCCAUUAACCCUGACAGGGAAACCCUGGACCAGCCGUCCCUUACUGACCCUGAGCGCCUGUCCAGUGAGAAGGAAGUGCUCCAGGCUCUGAAGCCCCUGCUGGCCCAGGCCAACUUCUCUCCACUCUCUGAAGAUGCCCUGGCCUAUGCACUUGUCGUCCAUCACCCUCAGGAUGAGGUCCAGGUGACAAUAAAUUUGGAUCAGUAUAUCUACAUACAGUUCUGGGCCUUGGGCCAGAGAGUUGGGCAGAUGCCCCACAAGUCCAGUGUGGGCUCCAAGCGUGGCUUCUUCAGAAAGUUGCCCCCUGUGGAGAGGAGAUAUUUCAAGCGUGUGGUGCUGGCAGCCCGGACGAAAGGAGGGCACCUGGUCCUGAAGAGCUUCAAGGACACCCCACUGGAGGGCUUAGAGCAGCUGCUGCCGGAGCUGAAGGUGCGCACGCCCAUGAUGCAGCGCGCCCUGCUCAACCUGAUGCUGGUGGUCUCGGGCGUUGUGUUCUUCGUCAACGUGGGCAUGGUGAUACUGUCUGACCUCAAGAUGGCCACCUCCCUGCUGCUGCUGCUCUUCGCUGCCUUCAUGGGCAUCAGGGCCUCCAAGGUGUUUGGGCAGCGCCGUAGCGCCCAGGCCCUGGAGCUGGCACACAUGCUGUACUAUCGAAGCACAUCCAACAACUCAGAACUGCUCAGUGCCCUGGCUCUCCGAGCACAGGAGGAACACAUCAAGGAAGCCCUACUGGCUCACAGCUUCCUAGGUCGCCAGCCAGGGGGCCCCCAAGGCACACCUGAAGGCCCAGGUUUCCUCUAGCUCCAGCUUGGACACAGUCUCUCCCUUCAGAGACCUCCAGGUGGCUGCAGUCUGAAGUGGAAAGCUGGCUUCUGGCCCAGUCAGGCUGUGAUGUAACCUUCAAUGGACCUCGGGCCCUGGCCCAUCUGCAAGCCCUGACCCCCAGCUUUGGAUUGUUCCCACCACCUGAAUUGCCACAACUGGACCCGCUGGUCCUAGGCACUCCAGAGGCCCCGCAGGCUGCACUGGGUAGUAGCUACCCUUCACCCUGACCACUUACUACCAGGCCCUGCACAGCCAGGGUGCCAAGCUCCGCCUCCUCCGUGGCAAGCUGUCAAUCGUGGCAACUGCAUCUCCUUCCUGGACUUUCAGUUGUUUACAGGCUAUUAUUUCUGCUAGGCCAUUAAUUUUGCUAUGCUAUAGAGUUAAGAGUAGCCAAUCAGGGCUGCUGGCAGUUGCUAGGCAGCCUCCUGAGGCCAGCCAAUCAAAGCCAUUUAUUUCGGCUUGUUAUUUUAUUUCUUAGACCCGUCCCUGGCGGGAACCUCACCAAGGUCGGUGGAAGAGGCGGGGCCUGGGGGGAGCGGGGGAGAGGCUGGACGCAGCUGCUGGAUUGCAGCUGCCAGCCUUGGCCACACUGAGAUGGGCCAGGCUGUGAAAGCUGCACUGGGAGGCCCUGCUUCGUCAUCUGUUUAGCCUGCACAGAAUGGCCCGCCACAUGCACCUGAGCAGGGCCCACUGCAACCCAAGAGCUGUUUGGUUCCGGUACACAGUGAGUGACAGACACAGGGCACCUCAGCCACAGGCAGCCAAUCAGAAUGUGUGGAGGAACCUCCUCAGAAUCCAUGAGAUGAGCCAUCUGUUCUGCAGCUGAUCUGUUCUGGUUGGAGGCACUGGAAACUUCUGGCCCCAAAAAAGACUUUCAGGAUUCCACCCCAGGAUUACUCCAGCUCAGGCCCCAGCAGGCUCCUAGGCCUGCUCUGCCUUGCUGUAGAAAUCACGUUAGCCUGGGUCUCCCUAUCUGUACACUGUGUGUCACUUCACCCUCUUCCAAAGGAAUAAAUCAUGCUUAAUAAA